Camellia sinensis is the source of this 1380-nucleotide messenger RNA. The record is from RefSeq and is a predicted model, not a curated record. Lineage: Eukaryota; Viridiplantae; Streptophyta; Magnoliopsida; Ericales; Theaceae.
AUGGCGGCGGAUUUGGAGGUUAUCAGGGAACGAUACCAGAUUCCGGCGGAGGUGGAGUUAUUGCUGCCGACAUCGAGGGAAAGGCCAUCUACUGCUAGGCCAAGGGAGUUUUCCUUGUACGAGGAGGCGCUAAAAGACCCUGUAAAAGAACAGGCCAGAAAGGAGGGGGAGGUUCUGAAAAAGAAGAAGAAGAAGAGGAGUGCCCCAGAGGAAGCCGCAGAUGAGUCUGGGGCCAAGAGGGCGAAGGUGGCCCCAACUGAGGUGGAGGUCCCUGUGGCCAAGGAUGCCCCAGAGGUGGUGGAGGUCAUCCUAAUGGUGGAGGUUGUAGAGAUUGCUCCAACAGUGCAAGUGGAGGCUGGGCUGACUGAGGCGGCGCCGAGCGGAAGGGAGCAGGAGUUGGGGGAGAAGCGCGCCAGAGCAGAGGAGGAGAAGGGGAGGCUCCUGAGGGAGUGGGAAUCAGAGAAGGCGAAGGCGACGGCGGAGCUGGAGAGUCUGAAGAAGGGGGUGGAAGAGGAGAGGGCGAUGGCGGCGGCUGAAAGGGGGGCCCUGCAAAGAGAGCUGGACGAAGAGAGGGCGAAGGCGGCGUCUGAGAGGGAGGCCUACCCUGAUCUGUGCGUCGCAGCAGUGGAGCAAUAUAAAGGGUCCCCCGAAUUUCAGAUGGCGGUAGACGCCGCUGUCGCCAGGAGUCUGGCUAGGCAAGAGUCUGGGGGGGUGGGCCCAUCAAGGAAGACUGUUGGAGGUAGGACAGAAGCAGAGCCACCAAAAAACUUCCCAAGCAAAGACCUGAAAAAGCUCCUAGAUCUUCCCAUCCAGAGGCGCAAGGCUCCACUGGUGCUGAACUUUAUUCCAACAUACAAAUUAACUCUGCCCGACGUCCUAAAAAGAAAGAAGAAGAGCCUAUCUCCUCCCUCUGCUACUACUCUUCAAACAGUAUCAACAUCUCGGGCUGACCAAGGGUCAACCUCUGAUCCAGCCAGCCAACCAUCAACUUCUGCCCCAUACCUAAUCCCAAUACCAGAAAGAAAACGUCGGCGAAGACUCGUAAAAACCGCCGAGAUGGUUCGCCCAAAGCCUGUCGCCCAAGAUCUCCUAGUCGAUCUUCCAACCGACGUCGAUGCUGUUCCGACACAACCUAUGCCCCCACCGAAACCAAGAAGAACCAAGAAGGCACAGCCUAAGACCAAGGCUACUGAGGUUGAGGCUGAGGAUGCUCUACCCAUCUCCAAGCUGGCUGAAAGCAGCAAAUCUCAACCUUCCGCUGGGAAGAGGCGUGUAGAAUCCCAGCCAUCAGAAUCUACUCAACCCAUGCGACGACCUCGGGGUCCAAAAAAUCUGAUGUUCCUUGGGCUCCCCAGAUUACUCUGGAAGAUAGGCCCAUAA